UUCUGUUUACCAGCUGUUGGACAUAUCAGCAACAUCUCUGCAGCAGGGACCCUCCGCUGCUCUCACACACAAGGGUGCAGCUCUUACAGAGAUGGCUGUGUUACUGUGCUGCGACAGGACACUUCUGUUGGCUGUGGUCGUUUGUUUUCUGCCUCGCAUCACUUCCUCCCUCAAUUUGGAGGAUCCCAACGUCUGCAGCCACUGGGAGAGUUACUCAGUGACGGUGCAGGAGUCGUACGCCCACCCUUUUGACCAGAUUUAUUACACCAGCUGCACCGACAUCCUAAACUGGUUCAAGUGCACCAGACACAGGGUGAGCUAUCGUACAGCAUAUCGCAGAGGAGAGAAAACCAUGUACCGGAGAAAAUCCCAAUGCUGCCCGGGUUUUUAUGAGAAUGGAGAGAUCUGUGCCCCUUAUUGUGCAGAGAGCUGUGUUCAUGGCCGCUGUAUGGCCCCCAACACCUGCCAGUGUGAACCGGGCUGGGGGGGCUCCAACUGCUCCAGUGCUUGUGACAGUAACCACUGGGGACCCCACUGCAGUAACAGAUGUCAGUGCCAGAACGGAGCACUGUGUAACCCCAUCACUGGAGCCUGUAUCUGCACUCCCGGAUACAGAGGCUGGCGAUGUGAGACCCAGUGUGAAAUGGGUACCUACGGAAACGGAUGCCAACAGAAAUGUCAAUGCCAGAAUGGUGCUGCCUGUCACCAUGUGACUGGAGAAUGCAGGUGCACACCAGGAUACACCGGAGCUUUCUGUGAGGACCUCUGUCCUCCAGGUAAACAUGGGCCGCAGUGUGAGGAGAGAUGUCCUUGUCAGAAUGGUGGAGUGUGUCACCAUGUGACCGGAGAGUGCUCCUGUCCUGCAGGAUGGAUGGGUACAGUGUGCGGCCAGCCAUGUCCAGAGGGGAGAUUUGGACAGAACUGUUCCCAGGAAUGUCAGUGUCACAACAACGGCUUUUGUGUGUUGUCCACUGGACAGUGUCUUUGCACCCCUGGAUACACAGGAGAACGGUGCCAAGAUGAGUGUCCUAUUGGAACUUAUGGUGCUGGCUGCGCAAAGACGUGUCGCUGUAAGAACAACAGCAAGUGCUACCACACCAACGGAAUGUGUCUGUGUGAGCCAGGCUACACAGGGGAGAUCUGUGAGGUACGACUGUGUCCUGAAGCUCACUACGGCCUCCGGUGUGACAGGAAGUGUCCAUGUUACAUCCAGAACACACAAAGCUGCCACCCAAUGUCAGGGGAGUGUACAUGUCAUCCUGGCUGGUCUGGCCUCUACUGCAAUGAGACAUGCACCCCUGGAUUUUAUGGCACGUCCUGCCAGCAGGUGUGCCAGUGUCAGAAUGGUGCCGACUGCCGCAGUGUGAGCGGAGAGUGUAUCUGUGCUCCAGGCUUCACGGGUCCCAACUGUUCGGUCCCGUGCCCAGCAGGGACACAUGGCGUGAACUGCUCCUCCGGCUGUAACUGUAAGAACAGAGCUCAGUGUUCUCCUGUGGACGGGUCGUGCUCCUGUAAACCAGGCUGGCAUGGGGUGGACUGCUCUAUCAACUGUCCCAGUGGUACCUGGGGUCUGAGCUGUAACCUCACCUGUAUGUGUGGGAAUGGAGGAUCAUGUAACGCCCUGGAUGGUCACUGUACCUGUGCUCCUGGCUGGAGAGGAGAGAAGUGUGAACUCCACUGUCAGGAUGGCACCUAUGGUCUUGACUGUAAAGAACAUUGUGACUGCAGUCAUGCCGAUGGAUGUCACCACUCUACUGGUCACUGCCGCUGUCUGGCUGGAUGGACUGGUAUCCAUUGCGACAGUGUGUGUGCAGAGGGACACUGGGGCCCAAACUGCUCCCUCCCCUGUAACUGUAAGAAUGGAGCUUCCUGCUCACCUGAUGAAGGAACCUGUGAGUGUGCUCCAGGAUACAGAGGCACCACCUGCCAGAGGAUCUGCUCCCCUGGUUACUUUGGUCACCGCUGCAGUCAGACCUGUCCACAGUGUGUCCACAGUAACGGACCGUGUCACCACAUUACAGGACAGUGUGAUUGUUUGCCGGGCUUCAAGGGGGCACUGUGCAACGAGGUGUGUCCCAGCGGUCGCUUUGGGAAGAACUGUAUAUGGAGCUGCAGCUGCACCAACAACGGCACCUGUAACCCCAUCGAUGGCUCCUGUCAGUGCUACCCAGGAUGGAUUGGUAGCGACUGCUCCCAACCAUGUCCGCCUGCUCAGUGGGGACCCAACUGCAUCCACACAUGUAAUUGUCACAAUGGAGCCUACUGCAGCGCAUAUGAUGGAGAAUGCAAGUGCACCCCAGGAUGGACCGGCCUCUACUGCACACAGCGCUGUCCUUUAGGUUUCUAUGGGAAGGAUUGUUCUCAGACCUGUCUGUGCAGGAAUGGAGCUGAUUGUGAUCACAUCUCUGGACAGUGCACCUGUCGCACUGGCUUCAUGGGACGUCACUGUGAACAAAAGUGUCCUCCUGGUUCGUACGGGUAUGGCUGCCGUCAGGUCUGUGACUGUCUAAAUAACUCCACCUGUGAUCACAUGACUGGUACAUGUUACUGCAGUCCAGGCUGGAAAGGAGCUCGCUGUGACCAAGCUGGUGUGGUGGUGGUGGGCAGCCUCAACAGUUUGACCAGUGCAGCCAUGCAUGUGGACACCUACCAGAUUGGAGCCAUUGCAGGAAUCAUUGUCCUGGUUCUACUGGUGCUCUUCCUCCUACUCCUCUUCAUCAUCUACAGGAAGAAGCAGAAGGGAAAAGAGCCCACCAUGCCAGCUGUGACCUACACUCCUGCUAUGAGGGUCACUGCUGAUUACACCAUCACAGAUGCUCACCCACCAACAUGUGAGGGUCACCCCAGCAACUACUUCUCCAACCCAAGCUACCAUACUCUGACCCAGUGCAUCAGUCCGUCACAUGUUAACAAUGGUCCUUAUGGAAAGACCAAGAACAACCAGCUGUUUGUGAACUUGAAGAAUGUAGAACAGCGAAAAGGGAAUCCUCUAACUGAUCACACUGGCACACUGCCCGCAGACUGGAAACAAGGGGAUUGCUUCAAUGAACUGGGAGCCUACGGAAUUGAUAGAAGAUACAUGGGCAAAUCGUUACGAGAUCUGGUGAAGGGCACACCAUAUCAUGCCAGUUCCUGUUCCCUAAACAGCUCUGAAAAUCCAUAUGCCACAAUAAAGGACCCUCCCUUACUUACAACCAGAAACACUGAGUGUGGCUACGUGGAAAUGAAGUCCCCAGCCCGACGGGAUUCACCAUACGCAGAGAUCAGCAACAGCAGCCCCAACAAUAACCGGAAUGUCUAUGAAGUUGAGCCGUCUGUAAGCACCAUCCCACCCACUGAAGACGGCCACACACAGUUUGGUCAGGAUCCAUACGAUCUACCAAAAAACAGCCACAUCCUCUCUCACUACGACGUCCUGCCAGUCAGAGAGAGUCCAUCAUCCGAGGUCAAAGAGCUGGACGGUGAAUGAUGGCUUAGUGACUCAGCGCAGAGUUCAAGUCUCCAGUCAACAGCUCCAGCAUGGGAUGUUCCACAAACAGACACACUUUAUAUCCACAUCAUCGUUUUACCUGUUUCUAGCUGUUAUACUUUGACAUUCUCAAUGUCAUUAUGUUUCAUGACUUCAAAGUGGGUAUAAAA
Molecule: messenger RNA, 3639 nt
Organism: Paralichthys olivaceus (Japanese flounder)
Lineage: Eukaryota; Metazoa; Chordata; Actinopteri; Pleuronectiformes; Paralichthyidae
Gene: megf10
Product: multiple EGF-like-domains 10
Biological process (GO): apoptotic cell clearance
Molecular function (GO): protein binding
Source: RefSeq, a predicted model, not a curated record